Molecule: messenger RNA, 1887 nt
Organism: Aspergillus alliaceus
Lineage: Eukaryota; Fungi; Ascomycota; Eurotiomycetes; Eurotiales; Aspergillaceae
Product: ankyrin repeat domain-containing protein
Exons: 3
Coding region: 1-1887 (628 amino acids)
Molecular function (GO): protein binding
Source: RefSeq, a predicted model, not a curated record
AUGUCGCCCAGUAAUCGCAGCUAUAUUCUUAGUAAUCUCUGCCCCGGGGACUCGACAGCAGAGAGGCAGGAAACCUUGAGCUGCGAGCGAGUGGGGACCAUAGGAAGCCAGUUCCUGGAGGACAAGCGCACACAAGAAUGGAUCACCGGGACCGGGCUACAGAUUCUCUGGGUACAUGGACUGGCCGCAACGGGAAAGACAUUCAUCAGUUCGCUUGUGGUCGAUCACAUUCGCUCAACAGAGAAUCGGUCAGGCAUCGCAGUCUUUUAUCUCAGCAAUAGCCAUCGCCAGCAUAAUGUUGCAGAUUUUGGCGUUGCCUUUGGCUCUAUAGCUAGACAGCUUCUGGCCCAAAUCCCAGAGUGGUCUGCAGACGUCUUCAACCUGGUACAAAAGUACUCCAGUUUCCCCCCUCUGACCAGGGGGAAAUCUGGUGGUCUGUGGAAUCUGGUGUUGUCUGGCCUUGCCUCAGCAUUUAUUAUAUUUGAUGGUGUCAAUGCUUCUGAAGUGGCACUGCGGGAUAUGCUUGUUGAGCUGGCAGGCAGUGAUGCUGCUCAACACGCCGACUUGCACAUCCUGAUAACGAGUCGCUACCCGCCACCCCGUUCGCUUCUUCGGGACUACGCACUGCCAACUAUAGCGACAAGGCCAAGCGACGACGAUCUCACGGAGUACAUCCUGCAUGAGCUCGCAGGUAAAUCACCAGAAGAAUACUUUCUUGGAGUGGAAGGGGAUGUUCGUAAUACAAUGCCAGAUGUUAUAGCGAUGAUGGAUGGCGUAUUCUUACCACUACCCCGACGUACAUCAUGUACGGUAGAUGAUCUAGCGUCUAUUUUAUCCAUUGAGACCCCCUCCACAAAGCCCAAGGUGCUUAGCAAGUUAGCAUUGGCCUGUUUCAAAAAGGAAGAACCCGGUCACCACAUCCUCCAAGUACUCUAUCUGGUCGCAAAACUGGAAAAAUUGGGUUACAACCCUACACCUGGCCAGGUGGUUGACUUCCUUCCUUCGCUCGGCAUACACAAGGAAAAUGGCAAUCGCUACGCCACUACCGAUAUGAAGAGGAUAUGUCCAGGUUACAUCUCCUUUAGUACCCGAACCCAAGCAAUGCGAAUUCGGUCAUCUCUUCUGCUAACUUAUUUAUGUGAGGGAGCCUCCAAAAAUAAUACCGAAGAGAGAAUGCUCCAAGCCUCCAUGUCCUACCUCUCGCAAGAAGAGUUCCAAAGUGGAGCCUGUUCCUCAUCAACAAGCUUAAAACAGCGAUUCCAAACUCGUCCUUUUCUUCCGCUGGCGGCACGUAUAAUCUCAGUCUACACAUCCAGAAACCCCCGUCCACAGGGAAUACUGGACAACUUCUUACGAUUCGUAUCUUGUCAGGGUUCUAUUGAGUCCUACCUUCAAGCAGCAGAUGCCUGGCCGUACCAAGAUGAUGCUACCUAUGACGAGCUCGAACAGGCUGAAGAGCGGUGGGCGUAUUUCCCGCAAGGAUAUGGACCGCUCCAUGUCGCCGCUCAUAUUGUCGGCGGGCGAGUUUUCGUCGAGGCACUACUGCAGCGGGGGGAAGAUGUCGCGGCGAGAACAGCGAACGAUAAGACGGCGUUGCAUAUUGCCGCGGGGAUUGAGGAUGAGGUUGAAACUGCCAGAAGUCUACUUGAACAUGGAGCUGAUGUGGACGCGGUUGAUGAUAGUGGAGAAACCCCGUUGUCUAUUGCUGUCGUUGAGGGUAACCUUGCUACUGUUAGGCUUCUUUUGGAGUAUGGAGCUGACCUUGGAAGCCUUGAUGAGGAUAUACUUAGAGAAUGUUUUGAGGAGAGGCCAGACGUUGCUGGAUACUUGGCUGGUCUGGGGGUUAGCUUUCCAAGUGAUGAAGAGUCGGAGGAAGAGGAAGUUUAA